This is a messenger RNA of Microthlaspi erraticum, 1524 nucleotides long. The record is from the annotation of a GenBank genome assembly. NCBI's taxonomy places the organism in Eukaryota, Viridiplantae, Streptophyta, Magnoliopsida, Brassicales, Brassicaceae.
AUGUCACUGUCUUGGAGGCCAGAAGCUUGGCUCAAUCCCUGCAGAAGUAGAAGAGCGAAACAAGACGAAGAAGACAAAGAAGAAGAAGAAGAAGAAGAAGAAGAAGAAGAGCGAACCGAUCAUCUGGAGCGCGAGAAGGAAGAGGUUCUGCUACUAAAGGGUUUAGUGGAGCACGGGGCUAAAAAUCCAGACUUUGAUUGGGAUAAGUUUUUGAGUUACGCUCAAGGCUCUGGUAAAGAAAAGCUCACGGAAGAUGAAAUGAGAAGCAAAAUCGGAGAGCUUCAAAGGAAGUAUCUUUGUCAGAGGAAGUGUCUUGAGCAAGGACAAGAACAUCUCUUUGUCUUCACUAGGACUAUGAUUCUGAAGCUUUUGGGCAUGCAGACUUCCUCUGGAGCCAUAUUGAUGAAUCGCAGGACCAGAAAGGAGGAGACUAUGAGUGCCUUAAACGAAAAUGGAGCUGAGCAGACAGAGGAGGGCAGGACCGUUGGAGAAGAGAGCCGUGAAGACGAUGGUGAUGAUGAGAAAGCGGUCACUGGAGAAGUGGGAAAGAAGAGGGUCGAUGCUGUGAUGAUUGAUAAAACCCCACUGGUCAUCAUUACCCCACAAGUAACACCGAUAGCAAGAGGAUCUGUUUCACCUGUAACAAAAGGAAAUAAAUCCUCUGAAAAUGGUUUGGGAAAUGAUUCAACUCCACCCAAGUUGCCUGAAGUGGAGAAUAGCCAAGAUGAGAGUAGAAAAAGGAAAAGAGGAGAAAAACUGAAUGAAACUGCUUUGCCUUUUGAAAAGAACAAGUCUCCGUAUUGGAAGACAUUGGGGAGUCGCAAAUCCAUACCUCACUUUAGGCCAUUGCUCGAAGCUAGAGAAGAUAUCCGUGAGUGGGCAGCGGUUGGAAUGAUGGUGAGCUAUUACGGUUUACUAGAGCAAGUCAGAGACCUGAAACCGAAUGAUUCCACAAGCACAUUCGACAGACUGUGUGUUUCCUUUGCCGAGCUAGGGAAGCAUGGUUUUGACAUUGCAGAGCCUCAGUCACGGAUCGUGAAGGUGUUGUCACUCAAAGAUGGGCUUGCAAAGAAAGCCGAGGAAAGGAACAAGCUUGAAGAGGCAGCGAGGGAGAAGCGCAAGGCAGAAGAAGAAAUGGCUGAGUUACAACGGGAGAUCCUUGAGCUGCAGAGACGAGGUGCGAUUGCGCAAGAGGAGAAGAAAGCUGCUGAGAAAAUGAUGCUUGAAAUGAAAUCAAACGCAGAGACGAUUGAGCGAGAGAUUGAAGAAAUGGAGGAGACGUUGAAUGCCGAUGAGCAAGCAGUUAACGCAAGUUUAAGUGAAAACCAGAAGAAGAUUCAUCUUGAGAAGAUGAUGAAGAACAUUGGGGAUGUGCAAAGAAGAGAGCUGAGCGAUGAGUGGAAAGUUUUAUGCUCCGAGGAAGCAAGACUUAUGUCAAGAAGCUUAAGUUUACGGCUAAGUUUGCAGAGGCUGCAAACGAUGGAUGAGAACAAGAAAGCAAUAGCAAGCAUUUUGGUGAUGUGA